ACCACUGACUUUAAAUACACCUUGGAGACUGCCAUACUGUUGUAACCGAUGGUUUCUCUUUCACAGUUUUCCUCGUUUUCAAGUCUUCCUUUUUAUCUGCUGUUCUUGCUCCUAUGUGCUGCCGGAGGAAACUCCUCUGCUUCGUCUACACCUCCUGCCAAGAUUGGGAAAGGCUACCGUCUGAUCUCCAUUGAAGAGAUACCUGAUGGUGGCAUUGUGGGCCAUCUCCAAGUCAUCCAGAAGAACAAAAUCUACGGCCCUGAUAUCCCUCAUUUGCAGCUCUUUGUUAAGCAUGAGACUCAGGACAGAUUAAGGAUCCACAUCACUGACGCAGAGAAGCAGAGAUGGGAGGUACCGUACAAUCUCUUGCCGAGAGAACAACCUCCGAAGCUGAUGCAGACCAUUGCGAGGUCAAGUAAAAGCCCGAUAACUGUAUCGGAGUACUCGGGAUCCGAGCUCAUUGUCAGCUUCACCACUGAUCCAUUUGGGUUCGCGGUGAAGAGGAAAUCAAAUGGGCAAACCCUUUUCAACUCAAGCUCUGAUGCAUUAGAUCCAUUUGGGAACUUGGUGUUUAAGGACCAGUACCUUGAGAUUUCCACCAAGUUACCCAAAGAUGCCUCUCUGUACGGCCUGGGAGAGAACACUCAGCCACACGGGAUCAAGCUGUAUCCAAACGACCCUUACACUUUGUACACCACCGAUAUAUCGGCCAUCAAUCUUAACGCUGAUCUGUAUGGCUCGCAUCCGGUGUACAUGGAUCUUAGGAACAAUGGUGGAGAGCCCUCUGCACACGCGGUUCUGCUGCUAAACAGCAAUGGGAUGGAUGUGUUUUACCGAGGGAAUUCGUUGACGUACAAGGUUAUUGGCGGUGUCUUCGACUUUUACUUCUUUGCUGGGCCUACUCCUUUGAGUGUGGUUGAUCAAUACACUUCCCUUAUUGGCAGACCAGCUCCAAUGCCUUACUGGUCUCUUGGAUUCCACCAAUGCAGAUGGGGUUACCAUAAUCUAUCUGUAGUUGAAGAUGUUGUCGAGAACUACAAAAAGGCUAGAAUCCCACUUGAUGUGAUUUGGAAUGAUGAUGACCAUAUGGAUGGACACAAGGACUUCACCCUCAACCCAACCAACUACCCUCGUCCAAAGCUUUUGGCUUUCCUGGACAAAAUACAUAGCAUGGGUAUGAAAUACAUUGUCAUUAUUGAUCCUGGAAUUGGCGUUAAUUCCAGUUAUGGCGUAUAUCAAAGGGGCAUGGCCAAUGAUGUUUUCAUUAAGUAUGAGGGCGAACCCUACCUAGCUCAAGUUUGGCCAGGGGCUGUACACUUCCCUGACUUCCUUAACCCAAAAACUGUUUCAUGGUGGGGUGAUGAAGUCCGCCGCUUUCAUGAACUUGUCCCCGUUGAUGGUCUAUGGAUUGACAUGAACGAAGCUUCAAAUUUCUGUUCUGGAAAGUGCACAAUCCCUAAGGGCAAGCAAUGUCCAUCUGGCACUGGACCUGGUUGGAUAUGCUGCUUGGAUUGCAAGAACAUUACAAACACUAGAUGGGAUGAUCCUCCUUACAAGAUAAAUGCUUCAGGUUUGCAGGUGCCUAUAGGGUUCAAAACCAUAGCCACUAGUGCAGUUCAUUAUAAUGGCGUUUUGGAAUAUGAUGCUCACAGUCUCUAUGGCUUCUCUCAAUCCAUUGCAACUCACAAAGCCCUUCAAGGACUUGAGGGCAAGCGGCCGUUCAUAUUAUCUCGCUCCACUUUUGUGGGUUCAGGCAAAUAUGCUGCCCAUUGGACCGGUGAUAAUAAGGGAACUUGGGAAGAUUUGAAGUACUCAAUUUCCACUAUGCUCAAUUUUGGAAUAUUUGGGGUGCCAAUGGUUGGUUCAGAUAUAUGUGGGUUCUAUCCAGCGCCUACAGAAGAGCUUUGCAACCGCUGGAUUGAAGUUGGUGCUUUCUACCCCUUCUCAAGGGAUCAUGCAAACUACUAUUCCCCACGACAGGAGCUUUAUCAAUGGGAGUCAGUUGCUGAGUCUGCUCGAAAUGCUCUUGGCAUGAGGUAUAAACUCCUGCCUUACCUGUAUACCUUGAACUACGAGGCUCAUAUUAGCGGAGCACCGAUUGCCAGGCCACUUUUCUUUUCAUUCCCAAGUUACACUGAAUGUUAUGGGUUGAGCACCCAGUUCUUGCUGGGGAGCAGUCUCAUGGUAUCCCCAGUUCUUGAGCAAGGGAAGUCAAACGUUAAAGCACUGUUUCCCCCUGGUAGUUGGUACAGUUUAUUUGAUAUGACACAAACCAUUGCAUCAAAAGGGGGGCGCUAUGUUACACUGGAUGCACCUUUGCACGUGGUUAAUGUGCAUUUGUAUCAGAAUACCAUUCUUCCAAUGCAGCAAGGUGGCAUGAUUUCAAAGGAAGCUAGAAUGACACCUUUUAGCUUGAUUGUUACCUUCCCAGCAGGGGCUACUGAAGGAGAAGCCAAAGGGAAGCUUUUCCUUGAUGACGAUGAGCUUCCAGACAUGAAACUUGGAAACGGACGUUCCACUUAUAUUGAUUUCUAUGGAACCAUGACUAAAGGAACCGUGAAGGUUUGGUCAGAAGUCCAGGAGAGCAAGUUUGCCUUGGAUAAGGGUUGGCAUAUUGAGAAGAUCACAGUGCUGGGAUUAAAUGGAAGUGGAGAGGCAUCUUCAGUUGAGAUUGAUGGAAACCCUGUAAUGGGAGCUUCCAACAUAGAGAUGAACACAACAGAGCAGAAGUUCCAUGAGGAGCUGGAAGAUGGUGAUGGUAAGACGGAGACCGUGAUGGUAGAGAUCAAAGGUUUGUCACUCUCUGUAGGAAAGAACUUUGCCAUUUCCUGGAAAAUGGGGAUCAAAGGUUAAGGAGUUGGUUGAUAUGAGGUUAAUGACACCCCUGAUCGACUUCCUAUUUCGGAUUUUCCUCCUUCUGAGUGUUUGAAGUUUUUUUUAUUUUCUCACCGGGUUCAUGCUGGAGAGGAGAUGAGCUAAAAACAUGUUCAUCCAUUUUCAGGCAUAAAAGCCCCAGAGAGUGGGGUUUAUAUUAGCAUUGCCUGCUAAAGGCCCUCCUUCAAUCAUGUUGUAGCUUAAAAAGCCUUAAUGCAGAUGACGAUUUGAUCUUCA
Messenger RNA from Carya illinoinensis, 3111 nucleotides. RefSeq names its product alpha-xylosidase 1-like. Gene Ontology annotation, molecular function: hydrolase activity, hydrolyzing O-glycosyl compounds; carbohydrate binding. Lineage: Eukaryota; Viridiplantae; Streptophyta; Magnoliopsida; Fagales; Juglandaceae. The record is from RefSeq and is a predicted model, not a curated record. Gene Ontology annotation, biological process: carbohydrate metabolic process. The transcript has 3 exons. Bases 49 to 2853 code for a protein of 934 amino acids.